Molecule: messenger RNA, 1116 nt
Organism: Neltuma alba
Lineage: Eukaryota; Viridiplantae; Streptophyta; Magnoliopsida; Fabales; Fabaceae
Product: GDSL esterase/lipase At4g16230-like
Exons: 5
Coding region: 1-1116 (371 amino acids)
Molecular function (GO): hydrolase activity, acting on ester bonds
Source: RefSeq, a predicted model, not a curated record
AUGACGACGUCGUUUCUGAUGCUCAGUGCAGAUUUGAGGAAGCCCCUCAUUUUUGGGGUUACAGCUGUUUAUGUCUUGUUUGGGGUUUGCUUAUCAAAUAAGGUUCCUGCAUUUUUUGUGUUUGGAGACUCGCUGGUCGAUCCAGGUAACAACAACUACAUUGUUUCAAUCGCCAAGGCAAACUACGUCCCCAAUGGAAUUGACUUUGGAGGCCCAUCAGGACGUUUCACCAAUGGAAGAACCAUUGCAGAUGUCAUAGGGCAAGAACUGGGACUUAAUUUCACUCCUCCUUACAUGGCUCCCACUACAGCAGCAUCUUCGAUUCUUCAGGGAGUCAAUUAUGCUUCCGCUGGAAGUGGCAUUUUAAAUCUAACUGGACUAAUGUGGGUUGGUCGAAUCAACAUGGAUGCUCAGAUAGCCAACUUCGAAAAGACUCGGCAAGACAUUAUUUCCAUGAUCGGUGUUUCUGCAACACAAGAUCUAUUGAAAAAAGCCAUCUUUAUGACAUGUUUGGGAUCAAAUGAUUUCCUCAGCAACUAUAUAGCACCCAUAAUAACCAGUACUGCUGAGAGGGAGCUGAUAUCUCCGGAAGCGUUUGUGGCCUCCAUGACAUCAACCUUCAGACAACAGCUCACUCGACUGUACAAUCUGGGAGCCAGAAAAUUUAUGGUGGCAAACGUGGGGCCUAUUGGGUGCAUACCAAGUCAGAGAGAUUUAAACCCAAGUGCUGGAGAAGAGUGCGUGAGUUUCCCAGAUAAGCUGGCUCAGUCAUUUAACGUUGAACUGAAGAAGCUCGUUGUGGAACUGAAUAAGAAGUUGAAAGGAUCAAUAUAUGUUCAUGCAGAUGCUUACCACAUCGCACAAGACAUUCUGCAGAACUACAAGGCAUAUGGCUUUGAGAAUUUCAAGUCGUCAUGCUGUCACAUGGCUGGAAGAUUUGGGGGGCUGGUACCUUGCUUUCCAGAAUCAACAGUUUGCGAGGAUCGUUCCAAGUAUGUGUUUUGGGACCCUUUCCAUCCUUCUGAGGCAGCUAAUUUGGUUAUAGCAAAACGUCUCUUUGAUGGUGACGCUAACGACGUGUGGCCCAUGAAUGUUCGCAAACUCUCUCAAGUUUAG